AUGCUCACAACCAUCCUGCUUCACCGUGGAGGGGCCCAAGGCUCAGGGAGCCCAGCCGUGGAGUUUGGGGAGGGGCCCCAGGCCGACUCCCGCCAGUCGGUCAGCCCGGCGGCUCCGCACAGCACGCUCCGGAGCCCGACCUGCGGCACCUGCCGUCCAGCUCCAGGGGGCGGAUGGGGCCUGGCCUCGCACAGGCUGGGGCCGGACAGCUCGGGACUGAGGCCGCGCGGAGGCUCCCCGAGGUCGGAGCCCCCGGCCCAGCCGCCGGCCUCGGGGGAGCAGCCGGCUGCCGCUGAGCGGCCCGCCGCGGCCACUUCCACGAGCGGAGGCGGGACCGCCGCGGAGUUCCGGGGGCGCGGAGGGGCGGCCGCAGCUACCGCCACGACCGCGUCACCGCGCGGGCCGCCGAUCGGGCCUCGUGCCUGGGCGCUUCACCCCGCGCCGCCCCGGCGUUUCCCUCCGCGCGCGGACGGCGCUACUUCCCGCCUCGGCCACCGGGCGCGGGAGCCGGGUCGUCGGCGUGGGCGCGGCGCCAAGCGACGCCGCCGCGCUGCCUCCUCCGCCUCCGAGGGGCGACGGCGAAGCGCGCGGGCCUCCGCUGCCAGAGGUGGCCGCCGCGGCCCAGCCCCCAGAAGGGAACGGAUGAGGUCGGCGGGCCGCGGUCGUUUCCCCCUCCGCGGCCGCGUCGCUACGAUAGUAUCUGGAGACUUCAUCUUAGGGACGCAGUGGAAACAAAGGAUGGUGUUUUGCCCUGUGGCGUGGAGCGGCCCGCCCGCCGCUAUUGUCUGGCUGCCUGAUGGGCGCAGCAGCUCUAUUUUUCUUACUCCGAACGUGGUUAUUCGGGGGCAGCAGAGGGACUUACAAGGAGGCAGCAGGGGGACUUACAAGGAGGCUUUGUCUGCAGUAAAAGAGCUGUUGCGAAACGGCCUCUCCUGAAUGGCCGCCCGGCCGCCCUCAGCGGGGACCGCGCAGGGGACCGCUGGCGAUUUUUUUUUUCCCCCAUAUCAAUUAAAGAAAGGAAAAAUCUGCAUUUUCCUCCCCACCUUUUUCAUUCGAAUUGGAGCCUGAGUGUCGGCCGCAGGAAAGAGCUGCCAGCCGCCUUAACUUACUUGAUCUCCUUUAAUAUUUUAUUUUUUAGCUAUUCUAAUUGUUUUGUUUUGUUUUUUUUUUUUUAAUGUAAUCGAGUGCUUUUUGAAUCCUUAAACGGCCUCUGCUGUCUCAGAAAUAAUUGAAUUGGAAAGCUGUGGAGGUGGGCGAUGCUCACACGGACGGACGGACGGAUGGUUUGUUUUGUUGAAUCCACCCUGGUGCCUCCGACCAGAAACAGCCGCGGCAUUUAUAACCACCUGAUAAUGUGUAUUUCACAUAUUUAUUGGGUUCUCUCCCCACCUGAUACAAACCUAGGAGAGCUGGGGGUUGCUGUGUCCUGUUGUUCCCUGGAGCCUAGUACAGUACCUGGCAAGGUACCGGAGGCUUUGUAAAUAUUUACUGACAUCGGUGAUAAAGAAACAGACGUAACACAUUUUUUAAAGACACCGGGAAGAGGAACACGAAACCAAAAGCCGCCCGACACGCAAGGAGCAUCCGUGUCUUCAAACCCCCUCUUUCCGUUGUGGAACGACAAUUGAUAAGGACAGCCAAGAGAGAGUCAUACCGCCGUUCCAUUUUCCAAAGAAGAACAAGAAAAUAAAUGAGCUCGCCCUUCCAGGACGCUUUCCCUCCAUUCUGGGGAUUGGUUGUGCGAGUGAGGGGAGCCUCCCGAAAAUCUGUGGGGAACAUGGAAGUCCUUUUCUCUUUUUUUUUUUUUUUUUUAAUUUUUUUUUUCAACGUUUAUUUAUUUUUGGGACAGAGAGAGACAGAGCAUGAAUGGGGGAGGGGCAGAGAGAGAGGGAGACACAGAAUCGGAAACAGGCUCCAGGCUCUGAGCCAUCAGCCCAGAGCCCGACGCGGGGCUCGAACUCACGGACGCGAGAUCGUGACCUGGCUGAAGUCGGACGCUUAACCGACUGCGCCACCCAGGCGCCCCGGAAGUCCUUUUCUUUUCCUGCAUAACCCUCGGCACAUGCUCACCUGUCUGCUGAGCACGACACGGGGCUUUGGGACAUUCAGAACACGAGAUACGUGUCAACGUUCCGUAAAUAUUUUUCUGUUCCGGAGUGUCUAGGUCAUGUACAGUACACAUGUGGGGAAUGUGUUUCACAUGAAAAUUAAAUCCCUUUUUUAUACC
Messenger RNA from Leopardus geoffroyi (Geoffroy's cat), 2227 nucleotides. Its product is annotated as translation initiation factor IF-2-like. Lineage: Eukaryota; Metazoa; Chordata; Mammalia; Carnivora; Felidae. Bases 1 to 936 code for a protein of 311 amino acids. The transcript is spliced from 2 exons. The record is from RefSeq and is a predicted model, not a curated record.